Bipolaris victoriae FI3 is the source of this 159-nucleotide messenger RNA. RefSeq lists its product as hypothetical. Bases 1 to 159 code for a protein of 52 amino acids. The record is from RefSeq and is a predicted model, not a curated record. The transcript has a single exon. Lineage: Eukaryota; Fungi; Ascomycota; Dothideomycetes; Pleosporales; Pleosporaceae.
AUGUCUUGGCAUCACGUUGCGAGCACAUGGCAUGCGAUUGGUUUGACAGCUACGCCAUGUAGCUUGGCGCAUGGUUGGAAAACGGACCGCCCCCCGUUGUGCUCAAUAGACUGCUUCUCCAUUCGUCAUACUUUCCUGCCUCUUGGUCAGACAAAAUGA